GCUGCAUUUUGUCGGAUUCCACCACUAGAGCUCCCCUGGCGGCUCACCUGCUCCGCACCGCCCGCCUGUCUGUGUUUACCUCUCAUUCCCAGCGCUGCUGUGGCGGUGGCAAGCUGGGCACAAACCACAAUACCCACCUUGGAGCUCGGGAAAUAUUACUCUAAGCCGCCUGGACCCCUGUCAUUUUGGGAUUUUCUGCUACGUCGUGCGUCCCUGCCACUGUGGCGAAGUUGAGAUGAACAAGGAAAUCAUGUCCCGCGUGGUGAGGAAGAGGCAGGCGGAUCCUAAGGUGGUUCAGUACGUUUGGGCGGCCAUUGAAGUCAUACGCAACCAGAAACAAAUUGCUAACAUGGACAGGAUCUCCAAGUAUCUAAGUCGUGUGUUUGGAAUGCAUCCAAAGGAGACAGCCAGACAGCUGAGCCUGGCAGUGAAGGAUGGCUUGGUGGUGGAGACCCUCACUGUCGGCUGCAAGGGCUCUAAGGCCGGCAUCGAGCAGGAGGGUUACUGGCUGCCUGGAGACGAGAUGGAGCCGAAAGCCGAGGGAAGCAAGGACUGGGAGACGGAGAGCCAUGACUGGUACUGCAUGGAGUGUCACCUCCCGGGCGACGUCCUCCCGUGUGACAACUGCUUCCGGGUUUACCACCUCAAGUGUCUGUCGGAGGAGUGCAAACCCCGAGACGGGGGCUCACACUGGCAGUGCGUUGUGUGCAGGGGGAGUAAAAAGAAGAACCUGAACAAACAGGAGAUGUGUAAAUACCUGCGCUUCAUUAUCCAGCGUAUGAAGGAGAGGGCAGUGGACCUGAACAAAAAGGGCAAAGACACUAAACACCCCAUGUACAGACGACUGAUCCACACAGCAGUGGAGGUCACCAACAUCCAAGAGAACUUGUCUGAAGGAAAAUACAAAAGCUUCGAUGAGUUCAAAGCAGACGUUCAGCUGAUUGUUCACAACACGUCCAUCCUGUUUGGAGUUCACAGCGACCAGGCAGAGAUCGCACGGCUGCUUUUCAGCGACACGUGUCAUGAGUUGAACGAGUUGUUGUUGUGUAAGAACUGUUUCUACCUGUCCAACGCCCGACCCGACAACUGGUUCUGUUAUCCCUGUAGUCCCAGUCACGACUUGGUCUGGGCAAAGAUGAAGGGGUUUGGCUACUGGCCAGCCAAAGUCCUUCAGAGGGAGGACAACCAGGUGGACGUUCGCUUCUUUGGACACCAGCACCAGAGAGCAUGGAUCCCUGCAGACAACAUCCAGGACAUCAAGGUGAGCAUCCAGCAGCUGCAGGUGAAGCGCAGUAGUGGCUGGAAGAAGGCCUGUGAGGAGCUGGAGGUGUACCAGCGCUUCCUGAGGGAGGGGCGCUUCUGGAAAACAAAGAUGGAGGAAAGCCCCCAGCUGCACCAGCAGAACCAUCGGCAGCAUCAGGAGGAGCCCAGGCUGGAGAGGACAGAAGAAGCUGAGUCCAGCAUCUCCUCCACCAGCAAUGAGCAGGUCCGCCAUAUGAAAAUCAGCCUGGAGCCCAAAGCGAAGAAAAGCCGUCGGACUCAAAUAGUUGAGCCUAAAGAGGAAGCCAGUGUACGUGACCCGGAGCCUGAGAUGGAGGCGGUCAGCUCCAGCCAGGAGAUCCCUGUGUCAUCAGCUCUUCAGCAGCCUGAGAAGCUGUCCGUGUCCACGCAGACCAAGAAGGCCAGCGGGGGGUCGCCGCGCAUGCUGCACCGCAGCACUCAGACCAACAGCGACGGCGCCUGCCAGAACAUGUGCCACGAGAAGUACACCAAGGUUUUUAACGAUGUCAAGGAGAUGAUGAAGGCCGACAACAAGAGGGAGACGGAGCGGGUGGUCCGAGAAGCUCUGGAGAAGCUGCGUGCUGAGAUGGAGGAGGAGAAGCGGCAGGCGGUGAGCAAGGCGGUGUCUGGAGUGCAGGUGGAGAUGGAGAGGAAGUGUAAACAGGUGAAGGAGAAGUGUAAAGAGGAGCUGGUGGAGGAGGUGAAGAAGCUGGUGGCUCAACACAAGCAGCUCAUCUCCCAGACCAAGAAGAAGCAGUGGUGUUACAACUGUGAAGAGGAGGCCAUGUACCACUGCUGCUGGAACACCUCCUACUGCUCCAUCAAGUGUCAGCAGGAGCACUGGCACGCCGACCACAAACGAACCUGCCGCAGGAAGAGAUGAACAAGCCCCGCCCAUUUCUAACCGCUUCCAACUCCUGAUUGGUUCUCAGCUUCCCCCUCUUGUCUAUGUCCAACACACACACAGAAUUCUCCUCCCCUCGCCUUCCCGAAGGGUUCUGCGUCACAGCGAGACAAUUCCUGUUAUUUAAUGUAGCUUUUGUUUAUGUUUGUUUUCUGGUUUGUUUUCUCGAGAGCGUGGCUCCGACCCGAGUUGUGGUGAUGAUCUACAUUUUUAACUCGUAUGUUUUCUUUACUGAAGUGCUGAUUUUGUUAUUUAAGUGUAGAAACACGACGUGAGUAUUGCUCAAAAACAUUUUAUUACCUGAACUUUUUACUGUAAAUGCAGCAAGCCUGUUUAAAUACCAACACAAUAAAAUGACUGUCGCAGAUUUUACGACUUUAAAGUCUUACACCUUUUUGCUCUCCGUAAACGGAUUGGGGUGAAUAGAACCGUGAUGAUUUCUGCCUGAGUCUGUUAGCUUGUCGUCACUGGGAACAGGGUCUUUUCACAAGUCUCAGUUAAAAUUAGAUGUUUCCUUAAAGUUAAUUUUGGAGUUUAUUUUAUUUUUUAGCUAUUGAAAUCCCUCCCCCAAAAAUCCAGGUUUUAUUCCAGAUUUGACCUGAGAAGCUCGUUGAUGUUGCGAAACACUCAGAAUUCUUGGUUUGUGUUUAGAGUCUGAAGAAGUGAAGCUGCUGCUGUUUUGGUUUGUUUCUCAUCGUCUAAAUCCCUCUUCAGCAUCGUGAACAUUUCCAUCAUCAGUGAAACAAAACCAGAAGCUUUCUGGUGCGACUGGAGAGCCAAUCAGAACAAAAUCCAAAAGGAUGUUCCUUUCCCCGUUUGUUUUAUAAUGGAGGCAAUCAAAUUGCCUGCUUGUUUUUGUUUUACAGUUCUGUGUAAACCGUUCUCGCUCCUUCUGUCUAUGCUUUCUCCACAGAGAUUUGAUGAAUUUUCUGUGAAUGUUUCCUAAACUGGAAGAACUUUUCUUCUCGGUGGGAAUGAAAACUCGAUGUGUCCUUUAAUCUGAGCUUCGUGUGUCUGACUCCACCCUCAUGGCAACAUUGAUGCUAGAUUAUUCAAGCCUAAAUCCAGUUUUUAGAAACAGGCUCGUCCCUCUCUGCUGUGCUUCAGCUCGGCCUCCAGCAUCGCCCCCACCAGAGGACACACACACCCAUACGUUUGCUACCAAACAGUUUUUAUCGUCCGUCAUCGUCUUUCUGGAUAAUGUUGGUAAUUCAAGGAGAUUAAUGAAGAAAAUUUAAAUUUAAACACCUUCACCUGUUUCCUCUUUGUCUGAAUUAGGAUUUAAUCUGUUUAGUCUUUGCAGGAUUACUUUAAAAAUAUCAAAUAGAAUUAUCCUGAUCACAGCUGAAAGGGUUUAAAUUAGUAUCACUAAACCAAAUAAUCUGGUUUAUUCUGUCUAUGGAUUAAAUAACUCACGAAUGUAAAACGUUUUUAACAGGAACAAGUUGAGAUUGAGGAUACAAGUUUGUUUAUGUUGGGAUUUGUUGAAGAUCAGAUUAAAACCGUGCUAUUGUUGGUUUCAGAUUUUAAUCUGACUUCUCAUCUCGAGUUUUCUUUUGAUUUCUCUUCGACUCAAUCCAGUCUGUUGGGAUUAAACCUCUCCGCUGCUCUGGGAAACUUUCAGAUGUUCUCUGAUUCUGGUGGAAGCUGGAGGGACUUGUUGAUGUUACAGUUGCAUCCUAAAAAUGCUGGUUUUAUUUCUGAUGUCGUAAUGGGUCAGAGUUCACAGCUGCGUUGCACUACAUGUAAAUAUUUCACUUUGGCCGCCCGACUCGGUGUUCUCGGCACAUUUCAGAUGCGUUUGUGUUUUUUUCCUCAUUCAUCUUGAUGACUGUUAGUUUUGUAAAACUUCUCACAUCAGCCUUUGUCAUGUUCAGUUUUAAUUAUAUCAAAUAAUAAAACUUUAUUUCACACAGUAAAAGCAGCCAGCUCAAACGUUUUACUUGUGAGCUGAAAAGCUGCCGUUUCUCCGUUUUUAUUCAUCCAGUUGCAACAUUUUCAUUUUAUUUAUUUUAUUUUGUUUUUUUAUUUGCAUGGAAAGUAGGUGUGCAUUUCUUUUUGUUUUUCCUCAUAAAAAGAAAAAUUAUGCACUCAUCCAUGUAAUGCAAUAUGACAAUGUGUUUUUUUAAUGAAAGUUUUGAGGCUGUUUUUCAGCUGGAGAGAAAAAAAAAGAGUAAAUACGUUUAGACUACUGUAACUCUCUUUUCACGUGUCUGAGCAGAACCUCCCUGAACCGUCUACAGGUGGUUCAGAAUGCCUGUGCUCGGCUUCUGACCAAGUCCUCCAAACACACCCACAUCACCCCGCUUCUCCUCCAGCUUCAUUGGCUACCAGUCAACUUCAGGGUUAAUUUCAAGAUCCUGGUUCUGGUCUAUAGGGCCUUACAUGGACAAGCACCAUCUUACAUUGGUGAUCUUCUUAGUCCCUACACCCCCCAGCAGGUCCCUGAGGUCCAGUGACCAAAGCCUACUGGUUGUGCAGCACCAGGCUAAGCUGGCAUUUGUAUGACCUUCUUCACCACUCUAUUCUGCUCUCCCCACCUAUUCCACCUUCCUCAGGAUCCACUGAUUUCCCUCUUUCCUAUUCACUCUCUGUCUUUACAUUUUUAAUCACAGUUGUCUAUUUGUUGCUCAUUUUAAAUAUAUUUUUAACCAUUUUCUAAAUUCUUUUUCAUAUUUUUACAUUUUUUUGUUUUUGUGAAGCGCCUCGUGAUUUUUAUCUUGAGAGGCGCUAUAGAAAUGAUACUUUCUUCUAAAUCAAUCGGAUCCCAAAUCUGGACUGUACCUGCUCUUUUUCCAGGGUAUUUUUGUAAAUAUUACCGUGAUUAUUACACAAGUCCUGCUUGUACUUAAAAGUACAAACACCAGGAAUGAAAUCUGUGCGACUUGUUUCCACUUCCUGUAGGUCAUGAUCUGUCCACAUGUAAACUUGUCAUUACCAAGGCGACGUUUUUAAGCUCCCACUUAGUUUUUUUUUUUUGGAUACUUUAGCUAGCAAUAUGUAUAUAAAUAUAUUAUAUGUGCUAACAUGGAGAAAAUAAAUGUAUCAACCAGUCUGUGGA
Molecule: messenger RNA, 5246 nt
Organism: Nothobranchius furzeri (turquoise killifish)
Lineage: Eukaryota; Metazoa; Chordata; Actinopteri; Cyprinodontiformes; Nothobranchiidae
Gene: zmynd11
Product: zinc finger, MYND-type containing 11
Biological process (GO): regulation of transcription elongation by RNA polymerase II; regulation of signal transduction
Cellular component (GO): nucleus
Molecular function (GO): transcription corepressor activity; DNA binding
Source: RefSeq, a predicted model, not a curated record